Molecule: messenger RNA, 2142 nt
Organism: Grammomys surdaster
Lineage: Eukaryota; Metazoa; Chordata; Mammalia; Rodentia; Muridae
Gene: Tfap2e
Product: transcription factor AP-2 epsilon
Exons: 7
Coding region: 290-1612 (440 amino acids)
Biological process (GO): anatomical structure development; regulation of cell population proliferation; regulation of transcription by RNA polymerase II
Cellular component (GO): nucleus
Molecular function (GO): RNA polymerase II transcription regulatory region sequence-specific DNA binding; DNA-binding transcription factor activity, RNA polymerase II-specific
Source: RefSeq, a predicted model, not a curated record
AACUAGAGUGCAUGGAGCGGGCUGAGCUCAGAGGGCGGGCGCUGGGCACCCGCUGCCGACUUUUUCCAAGUGCCACCAGCUCCCGUCCCGCCCAUCUCCAUGGACGCACCCGCGGGCGUCCCCCGCUGAGCACCCCAUUCCCUCUGGACUCCCCGUAGACUUACCCCCCCCCCACCUACCAGACGGUGAUCUCCCCGCAGGCUGUAAGGGCUCCCGGCUCGAGUUCUCGCCUUGCCGUCGGACGAGGGCUGUAUCUCCGCCACGCCUCACGCCCCACACUACCCGCCCCAUGUUGGUGCACACAUACUCCGCCAUGGAGCGCCCCGACGGGCUGGGCGCAGCGGCUGGCGGGACCCGCCUGUCGUCUCUGCCCCAGGCGGCCUACGGGCCCGCGCCGCCACUGUGUCACACUCCCGCCGCCUCUGCCUCCGCGGACUUUCAGCCUCCCUACUUCCCGCCGCCCUACCCGCAGGCGCCGCUGCCCUACGGCCAGGGCCCGGACGCCGCCUUUCCGCACCUCGCCGCCGACCCCUACGGUGGCCUAGCGCCCCUGGCGCAGCCGCAGCCCCCGCAGGCCGCCUGGGCCGCACCCCGCGCGGCCGCCCGUGCCCACGACGAGCCGCCCGGUUUGCUGGCGCCACCCGCCCGAGCCCUGGGUCUCGACCCGCGCCGAGACUACGCCGCCGCGGUGCCCCGGCUCCUGAACAGCCUGGCCGACGGCGCGCACGGCCUGGCCGACGCUCCCCUCGGUCUUCCCGUACUGGCGGCGCCGCCCGGUCUGGAGGAACUGCAGGCGAUAGAUGACUCUGGAAUGAGCCUUCUGGACCAAUCCGUGAUCAAGAAAGUCCCCAUUCCCUCCAAAGCCGGCAGCCUCUCCACCCUCUCACUGUCCAAAGACAGCCUGGUUGGCGGCAUCAGCAACCCCAGUGAGGUCUUCUGCUCCGUGCCUGGCCGGCUGUCGUUGCUCAGCUCAACAUCCAAGUACAAGGUGACGGUGGGGGAAGUGCAGCGGCGACUCUCACCUCCUGAGUGCCUCAACGCCUCCCUCCUGGGGGGUGUCCUCCGAAGGGCUAAGUCCAAGAAUGGGGGCCGGUGUCUGCGGGAACGACUGGAGAAGAUUGGGCUCAACCUGCCAGCUGGUCGUCGGAAGGCAGCCAACGUGACUCUGCUGACCUCACUGGUGGAAGGAGAAGCUGUACACCUGGCUCGGGACUUUGGUUAUGUUUGUGAGACUGAGUUUCCAGCCAAGGCAGCCGCUGAGUACCUGUGCCGACAGCAUGCUGACCCUGGGGAGCUGCACAGCCGCAAGAGCAUGCUGCUGGCUGCCAAGCAGAUCUGUAAGGAGUUUGCAGACUUGAUGGCUCAGGACCGCUCCCCACUGGGCAACAGCCGCCCUGCACUCAUCCUGGAACCUGGGGUGCAGAGCUGUCUGACACACUUUAGCCUUAUCACUCAUGGCUUUGGAGGGCCUGCCAUCUGUGCUGCUCUUACUGCCUUCCAGAACUACUUGCUAGAGUCACUCAAAGGACUGGACAAGAUGUUUUUAAGUAGUGCAGGCAGCGGGCAUGGAGAAACCAAGGCCUCAGAGAAGGAUGCCAAGCAUCGGAAGUAACUUGUCUCUUGUUCCCUGGCUAAGGGACUCCCAGAGCCUGAGAUGGGGCCCUGGUUCCUGGGGAUAGCCCUGAAAGGACUAAAAUGUGGGAUUCUAUUCAGGCCAGAGAGAACAUUUUUCCAGAAGCCCAGAGUGGGACCUAGUUGGGUAAAAGAAGAAGGCCUUUCUGUGGUUUCUGGUAAGGACUCAUAUGCAAAGCUGGCAUGGAAAAGCCUGGCUCAUGGGACAGAGCCCUUCCCACUGAGAUGCCUGGGCAGCCAUGGGUGCCCUGAGGCUAAUAACAAAUCUGAGGUGCUACUGAAAAAUUAGUGACCUUCACUUCAGUUUCCUAGCCCCAGAACCUAGAAGGAAGUUCCAGUGGGCUCUUUGGAUCCCUCAAGGCUCCUGGAGACGAGAGGCUGGAGAGUCCCUUGAGGAACAAGAUGGUACAGCACAAACCACAGAACUUGAGCCCAGGCUGCAUACCACAGUCUGCUGCUGCCUGUCCUAUUUAUUUAUGUACAAUUUAAUUAAAUUUGAAAAUUAAAAAA